AUGGUAACCGUCAACCGUUACCUCCUCAUCAAGCAGAGCAGAAAGGCCUACCAACGACUCUGCACUGGUCGAGCCAUACCGGUUGUACUCAUCAUCCUGUGGGUGUUGACGUUAUCUAACGGUGUACCUUUGUGGAUCAACUUCAGUACCGAAGAAGACGAGAUGGUGACGCGGCGAAAUAUGAUGAUAUAUCUGAUCAUCAACAUUUUACCAACACUUAUUAUUGUCCCUAUCACCAAUGUGAUGACUUUGCGUAUAAUUUCAAAGAGUCGAAUGAGAGUGGCAUGUGCUUCAAGCUCUGUCAAAAAGACCCCUUCGACGUCAGCACGGGUAAAAUGCGUUUCCUUUGCAGGCGAGAAAUCAAAACAGACGAUAACAAAUGACUCAGAAAUGUCACCUCAAAACGGUCUCAGGAGUUGUAACAACUUCCAGAACGACGGGGAAAGUAAAACUGACCCGUCAGAUGAGUUUAAAAUUAACAUAUCAGGAGGAAAUGUGGAAAAUCCUACAAAUAUGACUCGGCAAAACAAGAGCUUUGACAUUGAUCUACCUUUACAGCAGGGACAUGGACCCUCUAAAGAGGUUAAGGACCUUGCUUCGUCACCAUCAAAUACACUUGCAACUGAAACAAAUCCGACACCAAUGGAACCCGCCUUAGUGACACAUGCUAAGGAAUCUGAUGGAACUGUUACGGAUGCACAACCAUCUUCUGUCAUGUCAGCAGAAGACCCAGAGAUAAAAGAAAAUAAUUCCAAAAAGCCGAACUUGGUUCACUUGGACAAACCGAAGAUCCUCCAAGUCGGUCGAGGAGAACUCAAGCUAAUGCGACUAAUGCUUGCCAUGCUUAUACUCUUGUUGAUAUCAUGGGUUCCGAUUGUCAUAGAAAUCUUUCGCCAGUUCGAGAUAACCAAUUCAUUACAGAAUAUGAUCUUCUACGUUCACCUCAUUCCAAUGUUCCCGUCCAUAGUACCUUACAUCUACCUAUGGAGUAAUGUUCAUUUCCAGCGAGUGCUUAUGAAACGCGUAAGGCUUCUUUGCAGAGUCUGCUGUCAUACCAAGGCAACUGCGGACAGACAAGAAACAACAUUCUACUAG
This is a messenger RNA of Strongylocentrotus purpuratus (purple sea urchin), 1095 nucleotides long. RefSeq names its product D(2)-like dopamine receptor. The record is from RefSeq and is a predicted model, not a curated record. Gene Ontology annotation, cellular component: membrane. The transcript has a single exon. The coding region runs from base 1 to 1095 and encodes 364 amino acids. Lineage: Eukaryota; Metazoa; Echinodermata; Echinoidea; Camarodonta; Strongylocentrotidae.